Molecule: messenger RNA, 3514 nt
Organism: Ricinus communis (castor bean)
Lineage: Eukaryota; Viridiplantae; Streptophyta; Magnoliopsida; Malpighiales; Euphorbiaceae
Product: glutamate receptor 3.3
Exons: 8
Coding region: 457-3240 (927 amino acids)
Biological process (GO): G protein-coupled receptor signaling pathway
Cellular component (GO): plasma membrane
Molecular function (GO): G protein-coupled receptor activity; glutamate-gated receptor activity
Source: RefSeq, a predicted model, not a curated record
UGGUCAUAUACGAAUCUAUAUCUAUCUAACAAAGGCAAACAGUUCCUUGUGUCUCGCUUUCAUGCGAAGAAGCAUCAUUACCAAACACGAAAGAUCUGCCACCAGCAUCUGACAGUUCACGAUCUAACCACUAUUCUAUAUUUUCCACAGUUUGCGAAUAUCAGACAAAGUUCAUGUCUUUCUUCCAAGUGAGGCUGUGUGGUCUGGAUCUUUAUCUUCAUAUCUGUCUCCUCUUUGUUUUUUCCCUUCGUUUUCUUGUGGUUGUUUUUCUUCAUCGAUUUCAUUAAACUGGGUGCCUUAAUUGCUUCAAAGAGCAUAUGGGCUGUAAAAGACAAUAACUGGCUUCCUGGACAGCAUUUUCUUGAACCCACAGGUCAAAUUGAGUGCAAGUUCUCUGCAGCAGCAGUCAGCAAAUUCAUUAAGGACGAGCGAAAAUAAUUGUGCUAUUGAUCUAAAAUGGAUUCGAUAGUGCUUGGUUCGUUUUUCUUUCUCUUCUUUGGACUGUUUUCGAGCGGCUAUAGUAGGAAUGCCAUUUCAAGACCUGCUGUUGUGAGUAUUGGGGCCAUUUUUACAUUAGAUUCUACAAUCGGAAGAGUAGCCAAGGUUGCCAUUGAGGAAGCUGUCAAAGAUGUAAAUGCAAAUUCUAGCAUUCUACAUGGAACCAGACUUGCUCUCCAUAUUCAGAAUUCCAACUGCAGUGGGUUUUCGGGAAUGGUUGAAGCUUUGCGAUUCAUGGAGACUGAUGUUGUCGCCAUUCUAGGGCCACAAUCUUCUGUAGUUGCUCAUACUAUAUCUCAUGUUGUAAAUGAACUCCAAGUUCCUCUAUUAUCAUUUGCAGCAACGGAUCCCACUCUCACCUCACUCCAAUUCCCCUUUUUCGUUAGGACAACACAGAGUGAUUUAUACCAAAUGGCUGCAAUAGCUGAGAUUGUUGAUCAUUAUAGUUGGAAGCAGGUGAUUGCAAUUUUUAUAGAUGAUCAUUUUGGAAGGAAUGGGAUAUUAGCUCUAAGUGACAAACUUGCUGUGAGGCGGUGUAGAAUCUCUUACAAGGUGGGGAUUGAACCAGAAGCUGAAGUGAAUAAGGGAAAUAUCAUGGAUAUUCUUGUUAAAGUUGCAUUGAUGGAAUCUCGAGUUAUUAUUCUUCAUCUAAAUUCUAAGUUGGGUUUUACAGUAUUUUCUGUAGCAAAGUACCUUGGGAUGAUGGGCAAUGGGUAUGUAUGGAUAGCCACAGAUUGGCUCUCAUCUUUUUUAGAUACUUUUUCACCUCUACCUUCUGAGACGAUGGACACAAUGCAAGGAGUUCUUGCUUUGCGUCAGCACACACCGCAGUCGGAUAGAAAAAGGUCCUUUUCCUCUGCCUGGAGCAAGUUAACUGGUGGUUCUUUUGGGCUGAAUUCUUAUGGGCUUUAUGCUUAUGAUUCUGUCUGGCUGAUUGCUCAUGCUAUUGAUGCAUUUCUUGACCAGGGUGGCAUUAUCUCAUUUUCUAAUGAUUCCAGGUUGCAUUCUGUAGAAGGCAGUAAUCUUCAUCUUGAUGCAAUGAGCCUCUUUAAUGAUGGAACACAUUUGCUGAAGAACAUAUUGCAGAGUGAUUUUGUUGGUUUAACAGGUCGUGUAAAGUUUGAUUCACAAAAGUCUCUGAUUCUUCCUGCUUAUGAUAUUAUUAAUGUGAUUGGAACUGGGUUUAGGCAGAUUGGUUUCUGGUCAAAUUAUUCUGGUUUAUCAAUUGUGCUUCCCGAGACACUCUAUACGAGGCCACCUAAUCGUUCAAGUGCAAACCAGCAAUUGCAGAGUGUUAUUUGGCCUGGAGAGACAUUAUUAAAACCCCGUGGAUGGGUUUUUCCUAACAACGGGAAGCAGUUGAAAAUUGGUGUGCCUAUUCGGGUUAGUUACAAGGAGUUUGUAUCACAAGUGCGAGGGACUGACAUAUUCAAAGGUUUUUGUAUAGAUGUAUUUACAGCUGCUAUAAGUUUAUUACCAUAUGCUGUUCCAUAUCAGUUUAUUCCCUAUGGAGAUGGCAAAAGAAACCCAAGCUAUACAGAGCUUGUACAAUUGAUCACAGCUGGUUCAAUUGAUGCUGUUGUUGGUGAUAUUGCUAUCGUCACAAAUAGAACAAAAAUUGUUGAUUUUACACAACCAUAUGUAUCAUCUGGAUUGGUGGUUGUGGCUCCAUUUAGGAAGUUGAAUACAGGGGCUUGGGCUUUCUUGCAACCAUUUUCUCCUCUUAUGUGGGCUGUUACUUUCUGUUUCUUUAUUGCUGUUGGUGUAGUUGUGUGGAUUUUGGAGCAUAGAACCAAUGAUGAAUUCAGGGGCCCACCUAGAAAACAGAUUAUAACCAUUUUAUGGUUCAGCCUCUCAACUCUAUUUUUUGCCCAUAAAGAAAACACUGUGAGCACCUUGGGUCGAUUUGUGCUAAUAAUAUGGCUAUUUGUGGUCUUAAUUAUAAACUCAAGCUACACUGCAAGUCUGACAUCAAUACUCACAGUGCAACAGCUAUAUUCUCCUAUUAAUGGAAUUGAAAGCUUGAAGGAAAGUGAUGAGCCCAUAGGAUACCAAGUAGGUUCUUUCGCUGAGUAUUACUUGAGUGAGGAACUUGGAAUAUCUAAAUCUAGGCUAGUAGCACUUGGCUCACCAGAAGCGUAUGCUACAGCGCUACAACGUGGCCCUAAAAAGGCCGGGGGUGUUGCUGCUAUCGUUGAUGAACUUCCUUAUGUUGAACUCUUCCUCUCAUCCCAGUGCUCAUUCAGGAUUGUAGGUCAAGAAUUUACAAAAAGUGGUUGGGGUUUUGCAUUUCCACGGGACUCUCCCUUAGCUGUUGAUAUGUCGACUGCAAUUCUAGAACUAUCAGAAAAUGGUGAUCUCCAAAGGAUCCAUGACAAGUGGCUCAUGCAUAGCGGUUGCAGUUCAGAUACAACUGAAAUCGAAUCGGAUAGGCUUGAGCUCAAAAGCUUUUGGGGCCUCUUUCUCAUUUGUGGAAUAGCUUGCUUCAUUGCUCUCUUCAUAUACUUUUUGCAGAUUAUGCGCCAAUUGGAUCAUGUUCCCCCAUCAGAAUCUGAUUCUCCUAGUCAAGGUAGCUCACGCUCUGGCCGCCUUCAUAGACUAUUAUCAUUAAUGGAUGAGAAGGAAGAUCCCUCCAAAAGCAAGAAUAAGAGAAGGAAGCUGGAAAUGUCAUUGUCUGAGAAUGAUAGAGAUGCGGAGUUGGGUAGAAAUUCCAAGAAGAAAGUAACAACAGCAAUGAUUUAAGGAGCAACAUCAAUCUCGGUUCUGCUUCAUUGAUUAGAGUAGACAGACCCUCAGUGUCUCAGUUUACAUUAUUCAACGAUCAAGCCCAAAUGUUGACUCCUUUUAGAAGGUUUAUAUGUGUUCAUAGAUCAUAUCUUUUUGUAGGAUUAUAGUACACAAGUAACAACAUAUUACGGUCUACUCAUAGAAGGAAACAUAUGUUAAAGCAUAUACCCUUUCGAUCAAAUGUAAAGUGAACACCUUAGGAAAUAUAAAUUAUUUUCAUUUGCAUUCA